This is a messenger RNA of Dichotomopilus funicola, 1827 nucleotides long. RefSeq lists its product as uncharacterized. Bases 1 to 1827 code for a protein of 608 amino acids. The record is from RefSeq and is a predicted model, not a curated record. The transcript has 6 exons. Lineage: Eukaryota; Fungi; Ascomycota; Sordariomycetes; Sordariales; Chaetomiaceae. Gene Ontology annotation, molecular function: protein binding.
AUGCGCGCUCCUCGAGCAGCUUCGAGCCUGUUGGCUCUGCUCGCGGCCUCCCGGCACGCGCUUGGUGAAGAAAUAUCAGAUGUUCCGCCGGUCAAAGAAUUUCUCCGCAGGGGCGGCGUGUCCGCCACUGUUAUCGGGGACUACGUUUACAUCGACGGUGGCGAAAUGUCCCAGCUUCUCGACGGCCGCCGACUAUUUUCUAACCGCCACGCGUGUCUAGUGAACUCGACGAUUUCCAUCGACAUCUCCAAAUCAUGGACCAGCUCCGACGCCGUCCUUCGCCCAAUACUGCGGCCAUGGGGAUCAAAAUCCAACCAAGUAAUCUGGACGGACCACGAGAAAGACACUUUUUACGUGUGGGGCGGCAAAUGGAUUCGGGGCGCCAACAUGACGGCCAACGAGCUGUGGAAGUUCACCGCAGAUGGUAGCGGUGGGGGCGCCUGGUCGAAGGAACUCCCGGCAAACCCGGCGCUCUUCAACUCGUUGGAGGAGUACGAGUACGGCGUCUCUGUCAGCACCAACACCACGGGGUUCAGCAUGGGGGGUGUCGCAUCAGGCUGGACGAGACUGUACCGGGCGUCGAAUCAGGUAAUUACCGGUAUGGUCGCAUUCGAUAUGAACACGAAGCUGUGGUACAACGGGACAACCGAAUGGAGCCCUUUCAACACCAUUACCGCCGGGAGUGCGCACUGGGUUCCCAUUUAUGGGCCCAACGGGUUGGUCAUGGUGUUCGGUGGGAUUUCGAUGCCUAUUGAUAGUUCGGACUGGGUCAAUGCCACGCCGCUAGACUUUCGCAACAUCACCUUUUUCGACCCCGACACCAAACAAAAGUACACUCAGGUUACGACGGGCGAUGUGCCCUCGUCCCCGCGCGGGACGUUCUGUGUGACUGGGUUUCAGAACAAGGGAGGGGGCUACGAGAUCUUCCUCUUUGGUGGAUACAAUGACCGCGACAAAAUCAUGCACAACGACGCGUACGUUCUCAGCUUGCCCGGGUUUGUAUGGACCAAGCUACCCGACUCUCCUGACGGAGGCCGGAGGUCACACUCGUGCCUUGCUGUCGGCAACCGGCAGGUCCUGAGCAUCGGCGGCACGCAAACAGGAUGGGAAGAUGCGGAUCCCGCUCCGCAGGGUCUCGCGCUGUUUGACAUGGUCGACUGGAAGUGGAAGCACGCGUAUGAUGCGAAUGCGAAGGCGUAUGUGCGGGCUCCCAAGAUCAAGAAGUGGUACGACGACGGGGGGCUUGACUCGGUCGACUGGUCCUCGGACGAGGUGCGGAAAUUGUUUGUCACCAAAUCCACCUCUCAAACAGGCAACGCCGGUCCAUCCGGUACCGGGACAAGCGAAUCCGACUCUUCAUCCUCCACGCCCAUCGGCCCCAUCGUGGGCGGUGUCGUCGGUGGCCUAGCCGCCAUUGCCCUCUGUGCGACCAUCGUUUGGUGGUUGAUCCGACGACGGGCCAAGGCUGCAGCCGGGAACAACGGUCCGGGCCCCGAGAGCGAGGCGACUUAUACGGACGGGCCCUACCACCAUCACCAAGCCCCCGAGGCCCUCAAACAAGGGGCGUCCGUACGCGCCAGCGAAGCCCUUUCGCUGGUUCCCCAGAAGUACGAGCCGUAUGAGUUGAACAGCCAACGCUCGCAUGCUGAGCUGACGGGGAAUUACUACCAUCCUGAACACCAUCCGGAACACCAUUCGGAACACCAUCCCGACCCCAACAGCGCCGGCCCCGAAGCGCCUCCGUACAAAUACCACGACGUACAGGCCAACUUCCACUACACGGCGCCGGUGGAGAUGGAGGCUACAACACCGCGGUAUUUGAGUUGA